UGGGCAGGCCUCUGCUGGCAUGGGCUCUAAGUGCCGGGCACUGACCACAGCGGGCAGCUGAAGGGCCAGGCAAGCCUUGGAGAAGACAUGCCAGGCAAACAGUCAGAUGAGGAACAGGUGGAGGGGGCUGCUGAGAACGGGUCUGCUGAGAAUGAAGCUGAUGAGGACCUGGGAGGCCUCACGUUGGAGGAGCUGCAGCAGGGCCAGGAGGCGGCCCUCGCACUGGAGGACAUGAUGGCCCUGAGUGCCCAGACCCUGGUCCGAGCCGAGGUGGAUGAGCUCUACCAGCAAGUGCGUCCCUUGGGCCAGGGCCGCUUCGGCCGGGUCCUGCUGGUCACCCACCGUCAGAAAGGCACGCUCCUGGCACUAAAGCAGCUCCCAAAGGCCUCCACUUCCCUCCGCGGCUUCUUGUAUGAGUUCUGCGUGGGCCUCUCACUGGGUGUGCACGAGGCUGUGGUGACAGCCUACGGCAUUGGCAUCGAGUCCGCCGACUCCUACAACUUCCUGACAGAGGCCGUCCUGCAUGGGGACCUUAUCACCUUCAUCCAGCCCAAGGUGGGCCUCCCACAGUCAGCAGCCCAGCGCUGUGCGGCCCAGCUGGCCUCCGCCCUGGAGCACAUUCACUCCCAUGGCCUGGUGUACCGGGACCUCAAGCCCGAGAACGUGCUGGUGUGCGACCCGGCCUGCCGGCGGGUCAAGCUGACCGACUUCGGCCACACGCGGCCCCGCGGGACCCUGCUCCGCCUGACCGGGCCACCCAUCCCCUACACGGCCCCUGAGCUCUGUGCACCCCCUCCCCUCCCCGAGGGCCUGCCCAUUCAGCCCGCCCUGGAUGCGUGGGCGCUGGGCGUCCUGCUGUUCUGUCUCCUCACGGGCUACUUCCCCUGGGACCAGCCCCUGGCUGAAACCGACCCCUUCUACGAGGACUUCCUCAUCUGGCAGGGCUCGGGCCAGCCCCAGGACCGGCCUCAGCCCUGGAUCGGCCUGACGCCAGUGGCAGACGCUCUCCUGUGGGGGUUGCUGGACCCCCAGCCCCGAAGGAGGAGCCCUGUGAGCUCCAUCCAGGGCUACCUGGGGCAACCCUGGAGGCAGCGGGAGGGGGAGGCUGAAGAGGGAGACGAGGGGGUCAAGGAGGCUGGAGAGUGA
Molecule: messenger RNA, 1146 nt
Organism: Rhinolophus ferrumequinum (greater horseshoe bat)
Lineage: Eukaryota; Metazoa; Chordata; Mammalia; Chiroptera; Rhinolophidae
Gene: SBK2
Product: SH3 domain binding kinase family member 2
Exons: 4
Coding region: 88-1146 (352 amino acids)
Biological process (GO): peptidyl-serine phosphorylation; peptidyl-threonine phosphorylation
Molecular function (GO): ATP binding; protein serine/threonine kinase activity
Source: RefSeq, a predicted model, not a curated record